Molecule: messenger RNA, 1746 nt
Organism: Folsomia candida
Lineage: Eukaryota; Metazoa; Arthropoda; Collembola; Entomobryomorpha; Isotomidae
Exons: 2
Coding region: 489-1586 (365 amino acids)
Molecular function (GO): zinc ion binding; nucleic acid binding
Source: RefSeq, a predicted model, not a curated record
ACUCAAGAAUCGUCGCAUCAAUAAUCAGUCCAUACAACAUGUACAAAUACUCUUCAUGAAUAUCUGGCACAUGAGCGUAUGACUCAUCACCAGUAAUCUACGUUGCAUAAAGUAACUUGAAAGGCAAAAAUCGGACCUUGUGUAAAGCCGAAGUGGAGCAACCAACCAACACCACCAAACACCAUCACGCAACAUUUGUACACAUUGUUUAACUCAACCCUUUCAACUCUUUGGAUCCUUUAAAAAGCUUUCCCCAAUGAAAAAAAUCAAGUUCUAACUUGUUUUCGUCUGCAUCCAGGAACGUGAAUAGAUAUUUAGAGUGCAAGUGGUGAUUGCAGACUCGUCUGAUUCAGUCUCAUUCUGCAUUUAGAUUUUUGCAAGCACAUUUCUCCGAUCCAGCUUUCAAGUAAGUAAUAAAGAAAACUCAUUAGUUUAAAAGAAAUUCUCAAAGUUCUUCCAGUCAAGCGAAAUUGAAGUAAUUACAUAACAUGGGAAAGUGCAGCAUUUGUCAAGAAUCUGGGCAUAACAAAACAACGUGCUCCCGACGCCUACAGAAGACCACUCCACUUCAGAAAAUAACUCUGAAUGGAUUGAAUGAUACGCCAAAAACAGCCAAUUUCUCGACCAAUUUUCCAAACUCUGCAAAAACACAAGUAUCAGCAACGACUUAUAAACCAGAAAUAAUGCCAACUCCAUUAAAACCUCCUUUGACACCAAAAGAUGAGAGGGAUAAUAAUAACAAUAAUAAAUCACGCAAUCAACUCACCGAAAAAGUCAUGCCCACUCCCGUAAUUUAUAAUAAUGCCAUUUAUCCUGCUCAAGCUAAAAAAAUUUUGGACAGAAUAGAAGCAGGGAAGCAAAGACAGGGAGCAACCAACUCUAAAGAAGUGGAUUUAAUUAAGAAACUUGAGAAGAUUCCCAUUCCAGAACAUCGUGCAGUUGUUGAAACCACUUCAAACUUUUGUACUGGCUGUCACAAUCAAGGACAUAUGAAAGACAAAUGUCCAUCCCCCAUGACCCGGAUGCGUAACGACCGCUACGACAAGAAAUGUGGUCAUUGUGACCAAUAUAACCAUAAUAUCAAGACAUGCCAGAAACUGCUAAAACAAAAACUUCAUAAUGAUGAAGAAGGGGAGGAAAAGUGCAGCGGACCUGGUUCUUGGCUGAAUUGUCCAGCAAGAAUUAGAUUGAGGAAACCUUUGACCCCAACCGAUGGUCCAGGUUACAUUUACAUGUACACUUACCUCAAACCAAAGAGUGAGGAAGAUAAGGAACUUUUUAAGAUUGGGAUGUCAAAGAAUGAGGAGGGCAAGCGGCGGAUUGAGGUGCAAGAGGCGAGGAACAAGGAUCAGUACCGCGUUGUCUACCACGAAGAGACGCCAUACAGGUAUCUCACAGAAAACGUGAUACACCUUCAGCUGAAGGAGAUGAGAGAACCACGUGAAGAGGGGGAUGGAAGGACAGAAUGGUUUCGUGGAAGUCAGGACAGUUUCCUACGAGUGAUUAAGGAUGUCAUCAAAGAAGUUCGAUUUGCAAUACGAAACGAUUACUUUGCUAAUAUUCCCAUUGCAGAUGCAGCAGGCUAAAAGCCCCUUGUAAAAACUUGCACAAUUUCUUUUCUCAAGGGCGAAAAAAUUGUACCAAAAUCUCAAUAGAAUAUGUAGUAGAGAAAUAUAUUAUAAAUAAAUAUGUACGUAUGUGUGAAAUAAAGUGGAAUUAAAUUUUCCUCGUUGUCAAAAUGUGUGA